AUGACCGCCCUUAAAAUUGUCGUGUUCGUGGCACUCUGCGCUGUGGCCUAUGCGGCACCCAGUCCCGGCUUCUUUGGCAAACAUGAGCACCAUACCAUACAUGUGCCCUAUAAAGUACACACCAUCCACCAUCAUCACACCCAGAAGAUCAUCAAGGAGGUGCCAGUGGUGAAGACCGUCCAUGUGCCAGUCUACAAGGAGGUCCACGUGCCCGUGUAUAAGGAGGUGCCCGUUCCAGUGCAUCAUGUCCAUCGCGAGGAGGUGCAUGUGCCCAUUCAUCAUCAUCACGAACAUCACGACCAUCACGACGAGCACGCCCAUAUCGAUGCUCACGACUUGCAUGAUGUCCACGACUAUAAGGGCUGGUCAUCGCAUGGUUGGCUGUAA
Scaptodrosophila lebanonensis is the source of this 387-nucleotide messenger RNA. RefSeq lists its product as uncharacterized. The record is from RefSeq and is a predicted model, not a curated record. The transcript is spliced from 3 exons. The coding region runs from base 1 to 387 and encodes 128 amino acids. NCBI's taxonomy places the organism in Eukaryota, Metazoa, Arthropoda, Insecta, Diptera, Drosophilidae.